Molecule: messenger RNA, 561 nt
Organism: Penicillium pulvis
Lineage: Eukaryota; Fungi; Ascomycota; Eurotiomycetes; Eurotiales; Aspergillaceae
Product: cupin domain-containing protein
Exons: 1
Coding region: 1-561 (186 amino acids)
Source: RefSeq, a predicted model, not a curated record
AUGCACCCACAUAAAGACAAUGACCUCCCCGAUAUCCAUCGUUACAUAACAACCCACAGCACAGAAGGCGAGGCAGUAUUCCUAUCGCACGCACAGAUCCCCGAUUACAUGCCCUCCCAACCAGCAGGAGGCGACGGCGAAAUUGCUCUCCUCUACGCGACAGAGACGGUCCCCACCUCACUAGAAGAUGAAGCCGAUAUCGCCAUGUACGACGAAUACCUCCACCUACCUCCCGGCUUAACAACGGACACAGGAUCGGUGUUCCGAAUGGUAGAUCUGAAGCCUGGGAAGAAAACGCCGAUGCAUCGAACUGUCAGUUUGGACUAUGGAGUCGUGUUGGAGGGCGAUGUCGAUCUUGUGCUUGAUUCUGGGGCGAGUCGUCAUUUGCAUCGGGGAGAUGUGUGUAUACAGCGUGGGACUGCGCAUGCAUUUCGAAAUCGGAGUGGAAAGGAAUGGUGCCGGCUGCUGUUUGUUUUUUUACCGAUACAGAAGUUGAGUUAUAGGGGCCGGGAAUUGGAAAAGGAGAUUUAUGGUGAGGGUUAUGAGGAGGGAGAUGAGUAG